Molecule: messenger RNA, 966 nt
Organism: Microdochium trichocladiopsis
Lineage: Eukaryota; Fungi; Ascomycota; Sordariomycetes; Xylariales; Microdochiaceae
Exons: 3
Coding region: 1-564 (187 amino acids)
Source: RefSeq, a predicted model, not a curated record
AUGUGCACGCGCGCGAGCGUCCUGCUGCUCCUUCCGGAACUCCUUGGCUUUCUUGGCUCCGCCGCUGCUGCUGCUGCUGCUGCUGCUGCUGCAGGUCCCGCCUCAGCUGCUGUGCGGCCUGCCGGGGAGGAGAAGUCAUGGGACUUUAGUACGUCGUCGUGGUCUGGUAUGCUCAGGGUCCGGACCGUGGAGAUCGGCUGGCCUGGGACAAGCCUCUGGGGAGAGCCCUCGACACUACCGGCAGCAGCGGAGUCUCAAGAUCGAACACGUGUGAAUUUUGUGUGUCUGAUAGGAGCAGGGGAGGAAGGCAGAGCAGCUCUUGUCUUGCGAGAAGACACAAGUGAUGGUCUCAUGGCUGGCUUGAAAACCCGAAGACAAGUGUCGUCAAGUCAUGAAGGGCUGGCACGUUUGCCCCAAAUCAAGCGUCAGAAGUCUGCGGCUGUCACUUCCGCAGACUUCAAUGGCUCACCAGAAACCCGAACUUAUGGAGAACACGAAGAAAGAGAUUCUGAGCAAAGAGUUCGUGGUGCUCUUCACUUGCUACAGGAAAUUGACAAAUUAUGAUGAGCCAUUAACAUCGCCAUCCGUCCGAAAACCAUGGCUCUGCUCAUUCGACCUAAUCAAUACUGAAGUAGUGUGGUGUAUCUUAUUUACCGAGUCCUGAUCGCUAUGAAUAAACCCUUACGCCAACCCUCGUGCUAAAAGAAAUGCAGAACCUAUCCCAAAACAAACAGCCAACCAAGGUCGAGGUAAGCACAGCAACGCUGUCUCCAUCCACAGUGCACGCGCGCAAGCCAUCACCGAUCACGGUCCUGUUCGCCACGAUCGUCCCUGCGCUGGGUCGAACGGGGUCGCAGAAUGCCAGUGAUCAUAGUCAGCCAGUUCUCCUGCCGAUUGCUCGUCAAGGAACUGACUCCGCGCUCAACGUCGGGAUCCUCACGAUCUUCUGCACUAGCUUGAGAGCUA